Stegodyphus dumicola is the source of this 4704-nucleotide messenger RNA. RefSeq names its product nuclear pore complex protein Nup98-96 (gene Nup98-96). NCBI's taxonomy places the organism in Eukaryota, Metazoa, Arthropoda, Arachnida, Araneae, Eresidae. Gene Ontology annotation, biological process: RNA export from nucleus; protein import into nucleus; telomere tethering at nuclear periphery. Gene Ontology annotation, molecular function: RNA binding; structural constituent of nuclear pore. Gene Ontology annotation, cellular component: nuclear pore cytoplasmic filaments; nuclear pore. The record is from RefSeq and is a predicted model, not a curated record.
GAUCAUUUGGAAAUACUAGUGGAGGCACAGGUUUGUUUGGUCAAAAUAAACCUGCUACAUCAUCUGUUUUUGGUGGGUCUGGAACUGGUUUUGGUUCUAGUCUAGGAACAGGUUUUGGUGGAUCAUCAUUUUCAAUGGGCUUAGGCUCAAAUACAGGAACUGGCUUAUUUGGGAACACCAAUGCUAAUAAAACUUCAGGUUUCAGCUUUGGAAAUACAGGUUCAACUGGAUUCAAUUUUGGAUCCAAUCCAAGUUCAUCAAAUUUUAAUUUUGGUGGUGCGUCAUCUUUACCAUCUGGAAGUGAUCUUAAUAAUCCAGCUGUCUUACAACAAGCCCAGCAACAAAUUUUGGCAAUGACAAUUGCCCCUUUUGGAGAUUCUCCUCUAUUUCGGAAUCCAAUAAAGGAUUCAGCUCGGGAAGCAGAGGUUUUAAAGCCAACUAAUCCAUCAGCUCAGAAAGCGUUGCUUAAUGAUAAUCAUUAUAAAGUUGCAUUAUUACCUACUGCCAAAAUGAAGCCUAAACCAUGGUCUCCUGUUCAUAGUGGCAAGGCACUUCUCUUUGAUGGAUUAGAAGAUGAAGAACCUAGUCUGAGUAACAUUGCAUUUAUGCCUAAAAGAAGUGUUAAGAAACUGGUUCUGAAAAAUAUUGGCAGUAAUCAGUCAACUGUCACUUUAACAUCGAACUUUUCACCUAAUCAGUCUACACGUAUUAAUGUAUCUAUAUCCUUGAACAGACCAGAAAACAGCUUGUCUGACAGAAGUGACAAUUCAUCCCAGCAACCAGUGCCUUUAACUGUAGAUGUAACAGACAAUAGUGAUGCUAACAGCUUCAAUAGAGAUAUAUCAGGUGGUAAUAUAGUUCCUGUUUCUUCAGAGAAAUCACCUUCUAUUUUGGAUGAUUCUAUUCACCUUUCUGAAAAGAAUGAUAGUAUGAAAGACAAUGCAAAUGACACUAUUGCUGAACUGCAUUCAAAUAAAGAACGACUUACUAAGCGCAUAAUGAAUACUUUUGAGGAAACAUAUAUUGGACAUACAGAUAGCUGUAAUGAAGAAACACCCUCGAAAAGUAAACAAAGUAAUGAAAGCUAUAAAGAAAGAGUUCAUGAAACAGGAAUAAUUUUAACUAGACCUGGCUAUUACACUAUACCUCCUUUACCUGACCUUAUUCCUCUCAUUGAUGAAAAUGGAAAUUGUUUUGUGAAAGACUUUACCAUUGGACGAGAAGGUUUUGGAAGAGUCACUUUUCCUGGUGUUAUUAAUGUUGCAGGUCUCAACCUUGAUGAAAUUGUUCAUUUCCGCAAAAAAGAGAUUACUGUUUACCCUGACGAAAGCAUAAAACCUCCAGUUGGUGAUGGCCUCAACCGAAAAGCUGAAGUCAUUCUUGAAGAUGUAUGGCCAACUAAUAAAACUAGUCAUACUCCCAUAAAGGACCCAGAAGUCCUGAAUAAGUUGGGUUAUAGGGAGAGAAUUGUAAAAUGUACUUCUCGCCUUGGUGCAAAAUUCAUUGAUUAUAAACCAGAAACUGGAUCUUGGAUCUUUGAGGUUGAUCAUUUUUCAAAAUAUGGAUUAGAAGAUUCUGAUGAAGAAAUGGAUAUUCCAAAGCCACCUGAAAAUAAAUCAAAAGGCAUUUUACCACCUCCCCAAAUGGCAGUUGUAAAUGGACAAAUCCCUUCUGAUAAUUCUAUUUCAAAUUUGCCUUUGAAGCCAAUAGUGUAUCAUGUUGAAGAUGAAGCUAUGGAAGGAAUAACAUCUUUGUCAACCCAAAAAGAUUAUGAAUUUGACCAAACUGAAGACUUCUUCACUGAAGUUUAUUCUCCAACUAAGCCUAUACUGAAUAGUGGUAUUGAUCCAGAAAGAAUUCAGGGUAUGAAGGCAUCAUUUUUCCAAGAUGAUAUGAAUGAUGAUAUGUGGGGACCAACUACAUAUAAAACUGGAAGAGAUGUUAUGUCUGGGAGCAAAACAGAUGAUGCUAAUAAGGAAAAUGAAGUGAUAAGUUUUUUAAAUAAAAUUCAGACUAAAAGUAGCGAAGUUUUCAAGAAGCAGCGCCAUUAUGAAUAUCCAGAUAAUCAGUUUUCUGUGUCAGUGAAAUCGCCAUUUAAGUAUGGUGAAGUAGGCAUUCAAAAGUCUAUGUCGUCAUUAUCAUUAUCAACUUUAAAGCAAGCUGAGUGGUUAUCUUCUCUCCCUCUUGUUAAAACCUCUUCUGAACUACCAUAUCCUAAGAAAACUGUCCCAAUAUUCCCUAACAAAAUAGCUUUGAGGCCUUUCAAGCAAUCUGUUCUGUAUAACAAGCAACAUCUUCUAGCUGAUGCUGGGUAUUUUAUGGGCCGAAGCUUUCGCUGUGGUUGGAGAGCUGAUGGAAUUUAUGUUCACCUGGAACCACCUAAAGAAGAUACUUUAUUAGACAUUUGGAACAAAUUAGUGCAUGGAAGCAAUAUUCCUCAUUCUGAUACCCAUGGCAAAUCUUUCAUGCUCUCUAUGACAAAAUUGCCAACAACUGCAGAUGCAAAACCUGAAGAAAAGAGCAUCCAGGAAACCCUUACUGGUACUCUUAAGCUUCAGUUACAGAAUUCAAAAUCUACCACUGAAGAUGGGGCUCCGUUUUUUGUUCCUAAGCCAGGUGUUGAACCAGUACAUGCCCUAGCAGAAUUUUUUGAAAAUCACUUGAAAGCUGCAGAUCCACUUAAUCCUGAUGCAGGUUUUCUUAGACAAUCUGCGUAUGUGUGGAAUUUGUUAGUCUGUCUGUGGGGCACGAUUGGAGAUAUAAGUGAGGAACAAGAUGCUCCAACUACUUUUCCAGAAGAUACUCCAAAUUAUUUGUCUGAAGGUACUUCAAAUUAUUUAUCUCAAAUGGCCAGACGAGAAGCUUUGUCUCAUUGGUUAAUAAAGACUACAGGAAGUAUUAUAACGAGUGAAGUUGCUAAUUGUUCUCAGAGAAAUGGCUAUUUGGCAAAAAUUUUCCUCUAUAUGAGUGGACGUCGUAUCUCAGAUGCUGUCAAAUUAGCUCAGGAGAAUCAUGACUAUCGAUUAUCACUGUUGUUGUCUCAAGCUGAGGGAAACUUACUUGUCCGCAAGCUCAUCAGCAACCAGCUCUUAAAUUGGGAGCAAAAUGGAGCAUAUAUGUUUAUCAAGUAUAACAGAAUUGCCCUGUAUGCACUUCUAUCUGGAAUGCUGAUUUGGGAAAAUGUGUUUGAAACAGUAAAUUGUUGCAAAAAUCUUGAUUGGAAACAAGCUUUAGCCCUUCAUUUAUGGUACCACUGCAGUCCAAAUUCAAGCAUUCAAGAUGCAUUAAAGAAAUAUGAUGAAUCUUUUCAGGGUACAGGCUGUCAUGGCAAAUAUUCUAUACCUCCUUAUCCACCAUAUAUAGACAUCAAAGAUUUAACAAAAGAUGUAAUGGAUGAUUCGGAAAUGGUAUAUGAUACAUGUUAUCACUUAUUGAAGUUGUAUUGUGAUCGAAGUCAUCGUUUGGACCAGUUACUUAUGCCAGAAACAUACUCUGAAGAUCACUUAGAUUACAGAUUGAGUUGGUUAUUGCAGCUAUCCUUGUCAUCAAUUGGCUAUAAUAUAUCAUCUGAUUUAAUGUUCACAUUGCAUAUGAAUUUUGCAUCACAGUUGGAAUCUAUUAGCAUGUGGCCGUGGGCAGUAUUUGUUCUUUUACAUCAUCCUGACAAAGAAUGGAGAAUUAAAUAUGUCAAAGAAAUCCUGUUACGACACGUGUCACUAGACCAAAGUACAGAAACCGAAGAAAGAGAGAAAUUUCUUGUUGAGCAGUUAUUAGUGCCUGUAAAAUGGAUCUUUGAAGCCAAAGCUGUUUUAGCUCGCAGUCUGGGUAAACAUGCUGAAGAGGCUUGGUAUUUGCUGAAAGCAGAAUCUUGGAAUGAAAGUCACAGUAUUGUUAUAAAAUACCUUGCUUCAGAUGCUGUCAUAAAUGAAGAUUAUGAUUAUCUCAUGAAAUAUUUAAGUGAAUUAGCAAUACCUGAGAGAAGUUGUUUUAUAUUAGACUGGGCUAGUGGUGGUCAAGUAUAUCUUGAUUACAUAAAUAUGUGUCAAGUUGUUCAAGGAGUGUUAUCACGAGAAACAAGUGCAUAUGAUUUGGAGAAAUUCACUCCUGAAGUUGUAUCAUUGUGCAACAGAUUAUCCAGCAUUCCAACUUCUUCUUUGAAAGACAGACUUAGUGUUGCUGAGAUGGCAAAGAAAACAGGAACAAUUCUGCGAUCCAUUGCCAUGUUACAAGUAGGCCGUACUAAAGACAGUAGUUCAUUGACUAGAUUAGGCAGUAUCUUGAAAAAUCUACCGAUGCCUCACGAUUAUGCAAGUUCAGAGAACAGAUUUAUAGAACAUUGCUUUCUUGAAGAAAUACCGACUGAAAUCUAAACUUUUUUAAGGAAAUCAGACAGUUUUCUCAUGUGCAAGUGUAAAAACAUUUUGCACCUUACAGAAUAAACCAUUUUUACAAGGAAAAGAAGCUUUGUUGUAAUUCAAUUUUUUAAAUUUUAAGUCCUUUUGUUUCAUAUUCUUAGGGUUAAACCGCCAAGAAAAGUAUGUGAAAAUGAACUGUAAAUACUGUAAUUAUAUGAUCUUAUAUUUGGAAUAUGUUUUGAAAUGCACUAGUAAAUUUUAUUCUCUCUCCUGUAUGAUGUUUGUACUUAUUUUGUUAACUUAAAAAUAUCAUUAUUCAUAAUAAAUAAACAUAUUUAAUUUUAAAAAA